CGGUAGUGAGGGUGUUGGGAGUGAGAGAAACGUGAAGCGGAGGAAAAAGAUUAGGAAAAUAAAGUGAAUGCCGGAGAAAUGACGGAAGAAAUGGUAAUAGUGAAAUAAUAAUUAUUGUGAUGAUAUAGAGAUACAAGCAUUGGUGGAUGAAGAAAGAACAACGACAAACCACAGCUUCUAAAACGUUUCUCGCAUUCAGCUCAAAUCUCGCGCAAAAACAAAAUGGCAGUCUCUCGUUUACCGUUCCUGUAAUCCAAUUUUACCGAAUUCAUAGAAAACUCCACUGUCCGAUGGCGUUUCUCAUUCAUUCACCGGAUAUCUCCGCGAUUCAAAUUCUCUCUAACCCUAGUUUUAACUCCAAAGUUGUCAAGAACCUCACGGUCUUGAGAAAUGAUGAGAGGACUGGGUGGAGGGUUAGAGCUAGAGCUCGGGUUGAUGUUAAAAGUUGCGAUGUUAGGGUUUCAGAGUUGAGUCACAACAUGAUGUUAUAUGGUCAAUUUUCGGCUCCGGUGCAGCAGAGUAAAGAGGAAGAGGAGAAACAAGAUUACUAUGUCAACAUGGGAUAUGCGAUUAGGACUGUGAGAGAGGAGUUUCCUGCUCUCUUUCAUACAGAGCUCAGUUUUGAUAUCUACAGGGAUGACAUUGUAUUUAAAGAUCCUCUGAAUACCUUUGUUGGAAUUGAGAACUAUAAAUCAGUCUUCUGGGCGCUGCGGUUCCAUGGAAGGAUAUUUUUUAGGGCUUUGUGGGUUGAGAUCAUCAGCGUAUGGCAGCCUGUGGAGAAUGUCAUAAUGGUACGAUGGACUGUGCAUGGCAUCCCUCGCAUCCCAUGGGAGAGUCGUGGUCGAUUUGAUGGCACAUCUGAGUACAAACUGGAUAGGCAUGGAAAGAUCUUUCAACACCGGGUUGACAAUGUUGCAUUCAAUGCACCUCCAAAAUUUCGGGUGUUGGCUGUGGAGGAAUUAAUCCAAUCUAUUGGUUGCCCCUCAACCCCUAAACCAACAUGUUAUGAAAUCUCAUCCCAAUCUUCAAAGAGGAAACAGAAUUAGUAAAUUUCUUUUUCCAAAUUUUGGUAUGUGAUGGAGUAAAUUUAAAGCUUGAGCUUAUUUGUUAUUAUUGCAUUUGGCUCGGGUUUACAUAUAAUAUUGUAUAAGAUAUGUAUAAAUUUUGUAUAUAUGAAUUAAAAUCAAAAGAAGCUAGAGCUAUUGUUGCAUA
Molecule: messenger RNA, 1212 nt
Organism: Ricinus communis (castor bean)
Lineage: Eukaryota; Viridiplantae; Streptophyta; Magnoliopsida; Malpighiales; Euphorbiaceae
Exons: 3
Coding region: 147-1046 (299 amino acids)
Source: RefSeq, a predicted model, not a curated record